Messenger RNA from Closterium sp. Yama58-4, 372 nucleotides. The record is from the annotation of a GenBank genome assembly. Lineage: Eukaryota; Viridiplantae; Streptophyta; Zygnematophyceae; Desmidiales; Closteriaceae.
AUGGGUUCUGGCAGUGCUGGAGCCGGCGGUGCUAGUUCUGAGGAGACUGGCGCUGGAGGCACUACUACUGCGCCUCCCCACCGCCACGACACACGUCUCCAGGCGGCUCGCCGCCGUGAGCGUGAGGAGAAGGAGCGGUUGGAGCGGGAGAGGCGGGAGCUGCAGCAGUUGGACUUGCAUGAGCAGGAGGAGGUGGAGGAGGAGGAGGAGGAGGAGGAGGAGGAGGAGGAGGAGGAGGAGGAGGAGGAGGAGGAGGAGGAGGAGGAGGAGGAGGAGGAGGAGGAGGAGGAGGAGCAGCAGCAGCAGCAGCAGCAGCUCCAAAUGCAGCAGCGCCAGCAGCAGCAGCAGCAGCAGCAGCCGUUGCAGCACUAG